GCGGUGCCGUGUGGGCGUGGGCGUGGCUAAACGGAGGAGGACCGCGUUGGGGACUGAGCGGAGGGAGCGGAGUCGCGCGGAGCGGAGAGUGGGGCACAGCGGCCAUGAAGCUCAACAUUGAUGGUCUUCUUGUCGUCUUUCCCUAUGACUACAUCUACCCCGAGCAGUUCUCCUAUAUGCAGGAGCUCAAGCGGACCCUGGAUGCGAAGGGCCAUGGUGUCCUGGAGAUGCCAUCAGGGACCGGGAAGACAGUGUCACUGUUGUCCCUCAUCGUCGCAUACCAACGGGCGCGGCCGCUCGAUGUCACCAAACUCAUCUACUGCUCACGAACUGUUCCAGAGAUUGAGAAGGUGGUGGAGGAGCUCCGGAAGCUUCUAGAUUUCUACGAGAAGGAGUUGGGCGAGAAGAUCCCGUUCCUGGGAUUGGCGCUGAGCUCCCGCAAGAACCUCUGCAUCCACCCCGAGGUGUCGUCCCUGCGGUUUGGCAAAGAGGUGGAUGGGCGCUGCCUCAGCCUCACGGCGUCCUACGUGCGUGCCCAGCGCCAGCACGACCCCAGCAUCCCCGGCUGCCGCUUCUACGAGGAUUUCGACACCCACGGGCGUGAGGAGCCAAUCCCGUUCGGUGUCUACAACCUCGACGACCUCAGAGCCUUCGGGCGCCGCACGGGCUGGUGCCCCUACUUCCUCGCCCGAUACUCAAUCCUGCACGCCAACGUCGUGGUUUACAGCUACCAUUACCUGCUGGAUCCCAAGAUCGCUGACCUUGUCUCCAAGGAACUCGCCCGCAAAUCCGUCGUCGUGUUCGAUGAGGCCCAUAACAUCGGUCAGAGACACAGUGUGCAUCGAUGCGAUGGGGGUGACGCUGACGCGCCGAACGCUCGACCGCUGCCACAGCGCUCUGAACACGCUGCACACCAACAUCCAGCGGUGACGUACUGGGAAUGGAGGGAACUGGGAGCACUGGGAGUGGGGAGCCAGGGGGUACUGGGAACGGGGAGCCAGGGGGAACUGGAAGCACUGGAAAUGGGGCUCUGGGGGAACUGGGAAUGGGGAUCUAGGGGGAACUGGGAGCACUGGUGCUGGGGCUCUGGGGGAACUGGGAAUGGGGAUCUAGGGGAAACUGGGAGCCCUGGUGCUGGGGCACUGGGAGCACUGGGAGUGCUGCCCCCCCUCAGGCUGAAGGAGACGGACGCGCAGCGGCUGCGGGAGGAGUACCAGCGGCUGCUGGAGGGGCUGCGCCAGACGGGCGCUGCGCGCGACACCGACCUCUUCCUUGCCAACCCCGUCCUGCCCGAUGCCAUCCUGCAAGAGUCCGUUCCGGGCAGUAUCCGUACGGCCGAGCACUUUGUGGGGUUCCUGCGGCGGCUGUUGGCAUAUCUGCGGGCAAGAGUGCGGGGGCCACGCGUGGUUCAGGAGAGCCCUCCUGCCUUCCUCAAGGACCUCUACGAGCGUGUCUGCAUCGACCGCAAGCCCUUACGGUUCUGUGCUGAGCGGCUGCAGUCGCUCCUGCGGACGUUGGAGAUUGCAACCAUCGCCGACUUCACCCCUCUCGCGCUCCUCACGACCUUCGCCACCCUUGUCAGCUCCUACAGCCGAGGUUUCACCAUCAUCAUUGAACCCUUUGAUGAGCGAAACCCGAGUGUCGCGAACCCUGUCCUGCACUUCAGCUGUAUGGACGCCUCCAUCGCCAUCAAACCCGUCUUCGAGCGCUUCCAGUCCGUCAUCAUCACUUCAGGGACUCUCUCCCCGCUGGACAUGUACCCCAAAAUCCUGGAUUUCCGCCCUGUUACCAUGGCAACGUUCACCAUGACGCUGGCCCGGACCUGCCUCUGUCCCAUGAUUGUGAGUCGCGGCAACGACCAAGUGGCCAUUAGCUCCAAAUAUGAGACCCGCGAGGACAUCGCUGUUGUGCGGAACCUCGGGGCGCUGCUGGUGGCACUGGCGGCCGUUGUCCCCGAUGGCCUCGUUGCCUUCUUCACCAGUUACGGCCACCUUGAAGCCACUGUGGCCGCCUGGUACCAGCAGGGGAUCCUGGAGAACAUCCAGCGCAACAAACUGAUCUUCAUCGAGACUCAGGAUGGCGCUGAGACCAGCGUUGCCCUCGAGAAGUACCAGGAGGCGUGUGAGAACGGUCGCGGCGCUGUCCUUCUGUCUGUGGCCCGAGGGAAAGUGUCUGAGGGCAUCGACUUCGUUCACCACUAUGGCCGUGCUGUCAUCAUGUUUGGGGUUCCCUACGUCUACACCCAGAGCCGCAUCCUGAAGGCGCGGCUGCAGUUCCUGCGGGAUCAGUUCCAGAUCCGAGAGAACGACUUCCUGGCGUUUGAUGCAAUGCGCCACGCGGCACAAUGUGUGGGGCGGGCGCUGCGUGGAAAAGCUGACUACGGCCUCAUGGUCUUCGCUGACAAGCGCUUUGCCCGCGCCGACAAGCGUGGGAAGCUGCCGCGCUGGAUCCAGGAUCACCUGACAGAUUCCAACCUCAACCUGACGGUGGACGAGGCUGUACAGGUCGCCAAGUUCUUCCUGCGCCAAAUGGCUCAGCCGUUCCGGCAGGAGGACCAACUGGGGCUGUCGCUGCUGACUCUGGAGCAGCUGCAGUCAGAUGAGGUGCGGGAGCGGAUCGAGCGGAUUGCCCAACAGGUCUGAGCCGGCAGCGGAUCCCGGAUCCCUGUUGGGAUCCUCCUCUGUCACCAAAGCAAACGGAUCCCCCUCCUCCAACUCCUGGAUCGGAGCUUCAUCCUCCUCGGGAAACCAGAUCCCCUUCACACACGCCAAUCGGGGGGGAUCCACACAAUUCGGAGCAGGAUCCAGAUCCCCCAGAUUUAGAGCGGGAUCUGGAUCCCCCCCAAUUUGGAGCAGGACACAGAUCCCCCAGCUCACUUGGAACAGGGCUGGGCUCCCCUUGAUUCAGAGCAGGAUCUGGAUCCACCCAAUUCAGAGCAGGAUCUGGAUGCCCCACCUAGCUCGGAACAGGGUCGUGAUCCCCCUGAUUUGGAGCAGGAUCCGGAUCCCCCUGAUUUAGGGCAGGAUCCAGAUCCCUCUGAUUCAGAGCAAGAUCCAGAUCCCCCUGAUUUGGAGCAGGAUAUGGAUCCCCCCAGUUUGGAGCAGGAUUUGCUGCAAUUCCCUAUUUUUUUGUACUUCCCUUCCCCCAAUAAACGGGGACCCCCGGCUUGUU
Cuculus canorus (common cuckoo) is the source of this 3171-nucleotide messenger RNA. RefSeq names its product general transcription and DNA repair factor IIH helicase subunit XPD. The record is from RefSeq and is a predicted model, not a curated record. Gene Ontology annotation, molecular function: DNA helicase activity; damaged DNA binding; ATP binding. Gene Ontology annotation, cellular component: nucleus. Gene Ontology annotation, biological process: transcription by RNA polymerase II; positive regulation of mitotic recombination; nucleotide-excision repair. NCBI's taxonomy places the organism in Eukaryota, Metazoa, Chordata, Aves, Cuculiformes, Cuculidae. The coding region runs from base 105 to 2642 and encodes 845 amino acids. The transcript has 22 exons.